Messenger RNA from Juglans regia (Persian walnut), 3032 nucleotides. RefSeq names its product serine/threonine-protein kinase tricorner. Gene Ontology annotation, molecular function: protein serine/threonine kinase activity; ATP binding. NCBI's taxonomy places the organism in Eukaryota, Viridiplantae, Streptophyta, Magnoliopsida, Fagales, Juglandaceae. The record is from RefSeq and is a predicted model, not a curated record. Gene Ontology annotation, biological process: intracellular signal transduction; peptidyl-serine phosphorylation. The transcript is spliced from 14 exons. Bases 911 to 2518 code for a protein of 535 amino acids.
CUUUCCCUCUAUCCAUUUUACAAGGCUCCACCCGCCACUAAAUGCGAGAUCCAGCACUCCUAUAACUUGUAAAAAUAUAACCAAAUUGCUAAGCUACUGAAUGCGAGAUCCGUAAUUUUUAUACAGGACAAUCAAAGAGCGUAGAAAAUCAAAGAGCUCCAGAAUCUGCCAAAUUCCCCCAAAUCUAAAAUAAAGUUGAUUACAAAAACUUGGUUUAUUCAGAUGGUCUACGUUGUAGCGGCCGAAGAUGGUGGAGGAGAAGCUGACGUCGACUGUGGCGGACGGAGCUCGAAGGUGGCCGACGGCGUUGAAGUUGGCUCUGUGACUGGAGGGAUCUGAGAUGUCUAUCGAGAGGGAUAAUUGCUGGAGCCUGGAGGGAAUUUACUGAAAAUGGCAGUUUUGACAUUUGACCGAAAUUUGAGAAGAAUUUACUGAAAACUCAGCCGUCUGCACGCAGUCCCCCGUUGGGGGACUGUACCUAGCAGUGCUUUUUUUUAAAUUAAUUUUAAUUUAUGAGUAAGAAAAUAAAAUUCUUCUCAAAGGUGAAACCAAUUUUUAACAAAUUUAUGUAAAUUUCCGGUUUGGAAAUGGGAAAAAAUAAUCGGUUGAAAAUCGUGUAAUCCUCGUACAAACUCUAUCAAAACAAAUAAAAUCCACCUUAAAAAGCAAGUUUUUUAAACUUCCACGAGAAACGUGAACCCACGAAACUUUAGAAGGAAAAUUGACAGUCACUCCGGCGUUCUCGGAUGGACUCAGCUCCGAACUCUCAGCCCUUCGCUUGCUUGCUUUUGAAUUCUUUAGCAUUUUCCAACCAAUCUUUUGGUGGGAGGUUCGGUUUGUGUAUGGGUAUACUUUUAUGUUGAGGAAUGGAAUUUAGUAGUUUGACAUAGCCAGACCUGCAACCAAGGAAAUGGAUUCAACAAGGAGCUGGUUUCAGAAGUUUCAAACCCGGGACAGGUCAAGGGGUAUGACAAAGCAGCCUAGUGGUGAAGGAAAGGAGGAUUUGGAUGCACAGGGUGAUGAACAAGCACUUUCCAAUGUCACAAAGCAGAAGGUUUCGGUGGCAAAGCAGUAUAUAGAAAACCACUACAAGGAGCAAAUGAAGAACCUGCAGGAGAGGAAGGAGCGAAGAAAUAUUCUGGAAAAGAAGUUGGUUGAUGCUGAUGUCUCUGAGGAAGAUCAAAAUAACCUUCUCAAAUUUUUGGAGAAGAAGGAAACCGAGUACAUGCGUCUUCAGAGGCAUAAAAUGGGCGCUGACAAUUUUGAGCUACUGACAAUGAUUGGAAAGGGUGCAUUUGGAGAGGUAAGAGUUUGUCGGGAAAAGGAAACAGGUCAUGUUUAUGCUAUGAAAAAACUUAAGAAAUCAGAGAUGCUUCGCAGAGGCCAGGUCGAGCAUGUGAAGGCAGAAAGGAAUCUGCUUGCAGAGGUUGAUAGCAAUUGCAUCGUCAAACUCUACUGUUCUUUUCAAGAUGAUGAGUUUCUAUAUCUGAUUAUGGAAUAUUUACCUGGGGGAGAUAUGAUGACUUUACUUAUGAGAAAGGAUACCUUGACUGAAGACGAAGCCAGAUUUUAUGUUGCAGAAUUAGUUCUGGCUAUUGAAUCUAUUCAUAAACACAAUUACAUUCAUAGGGAUAUCAAGCCAGACAACUUGCUUCUUGAUAGAUAUGGGCACUUGAGACUGUCAGAUUUUGGACUGUGUAAACCAUUAGACUGCAAUACACUCCAAGAACAGGAUUUUUCAGUGGGGAACAGCCAAAAUGGGGCUGCACAGAAUGAAGAGCGCUCUCUAGCUCCAAAACGCACACAGCAAGAACAACUACUGCAUUGGCAAAAGAACAGAAGAACGCUUGCUUAUUCUACUGUCGGUACACCCGACUAUAUUGCGCCAGAAGUUUUGUUGAAGAAAGGAUAUGGAUUGGAAUGUGACUGGUGGUCACUAGGGGCUAUUAUGUACGAAAUGCUCGUGGGGUACCCGCCAUUUUAUUCUGAUGAUCCCAUGUCAACAUGCAGAAAGAUAGUGAACUGGAGAACUCAUUUGAAGUUUCCUGAGGAAGCAGAGCUAUCUCCAGAGGCAAAAGGUCUUAUUAGUAAACUUCUGUGUAAUGUAAACCAGAGGUUAGGAUCGAAAGGUUCUGAUGAAAUAAAGGCUGAUCCGUGGUUUGAAGGUAUUGAUUGGGACAAGAUAUAUCAUAUGGAAGCUGCAUUUAUUCCCGAGGUCAAUGAUGAUUUGGAUACUCAAAAUUUUGAGAAGUUUGAGGAGUCUGAUAACCAAAGUCAGACUUCAUCCAAAAAUGGUCCGUGGAGAAAGAAGCUCUCAGCUGAGGACCUUAAUUUUAUGGGUUACACGUAUAAGAACUUUGAAAUUGUCAAUGAUUAUCAAGUGCCUGGGAUGGCUGAGUUGAAGAAGAAAACCGGCAAAGCAAGGAGGCCAUCUGUCAAGUCACUUUUUGAGGGUGAGUCUGAAACAUCAGAAACAUCUGAGGCGUCUGAUAUAUCUGCAAGUAGUCAACCUGUAUAAGGGAGCUUUUUAAACCUCUUGCCUCCCCAACUGGUAGCAUCUCAAAACCACAAAGAAUCCCCUUAACCCAGCUUUUUCUCUGCAUGGUGAGAUGGACAAGAUGCUCCAGUUGAUACGCCAACACAUUGAUUUCCAAGUAACUGGGUGUAAAUUUUGGGGGAAGUCAAGGGUUGAUAUAUCCGCAUGAAAUUGAGGCUUGUUUGAAAACUUAAGCUUUGAAGUGUGAAGAAAGGGUUCUGUUUUUGAAGCAACAAAUUAGCUCAGAACCUUCUUGGAAAGGAUUCCAGUAAGUUUUUCUGUUUCCAAAGAUCCUAAACUGACAAGAUUAACAAUUCAUGCUCUACAGAAAUGCAUUUUGCAUUUUUUGUUUUUUGUCAAUCUACUAGAUAUUGUAUAGAGAAACUAUAAUGUGCUCAAAUUCCGUUUGAUGUAUAUUGUGCUUUUCAUUGGUUAGUCCCUUUUUUGGAAUGAGCAUUAUGCUACCAAAUUCAAUCUAUAUACUUAUGUUGGCUGC